Hippoglossus stenolepis (Pacific halibut) is the source of this 6989-nucleotide messenger RNA. RefSeq names its product SMAD family member 10a (gene smad10a). Lineage: Eukaryota; Metazoa; Chordata; Actinopteri; Pleuronectiformes; Pleuronectidae. Gene Ontology annotation, molecular function: DNA-binding transcription factor activity, RNA polymerase II-specific; I-SMAD binding; RNA polymerase II cis-regulatory region sequence-specific DNA binding. The record is from RefSeq and is a predicted model, not a curated record. Bases 511 to 2280 code for a protein of 589 amino acids. Gene Ontology annotation, cellular component: heteromeric SMAD protein complex. The transcript is spliced from 14 exons. Gene Ontology annotation, biological process: anatomical structure morphogenesis; cell differentiation; BMP signaling pathway.
AUUGGUUGCAGCAUGUCGAGACGCUGGCGAGCACGACGUCUCUCCUCUAUUGUUAUUGUGGCGUGCGCGUGAGGAACGGGCAGGAUGCGCGAGGAGACAGCGGGGCCGUUAUGAUAAAACAGCAGCGAACACCGAGCUCGCGAAGUACAAACAUAUGAGAAAUAAACAGUAGCCGGUUGUAUCCGAGGAUAUCUGAGAGCCAUCUGCCGUGUGAACACUGAGCCACACACAGGGCUCAUACAAAGGAGUGUAAACACACACGGCAGCUGCGGUCAGCACAGACAGUACGGAGGGAGCUGUCGGAGACUCCGAGGUCUGUCUGUCUUACUUCUCCUCCCCUCUCCGGCUCAUGUGGACUGAUUCAGAGCUGGGCCAUCACGAUGCCAAUGAAGUUUCUGGUCACUCAUUGGCUGACCAACUUAAUACCAGCUGUCCACUUGUAAUGGACUCAGGACAGAUGUUAAUACCAGUCUGAACUGGGCCAAAAAGACACACCAGGAUUGCAGCAUCAUGUCAGUGAACCCUCCAAGCAGCAAUGACGCCUGUCUCAGCAUCGUCCACAGCCUCAUGUGCCAUCGGCAGGGUGGAGAGAACGAGGGCUUCGCCAAACGUGCCAUCGAAAGCUUGGUGAAGAAGCUGAAGGAGAAGAAGGAUGAGCUGGACUCGCUCAUCACUGCGAUUACCACCAAUGGUGUCCAUCCCAGCAAGUGCGUCACCAUCCAGAGGACACUGGAUGGACGGCUGCAGGUGGCAGGGAGGAAAGGUUUUCCUCAUGUGAUUUAUGCAAGGCUGUGGCGCUGGCCUGACCUCCACAAGAAUGAACUCAAGCAUGUCAAGUUCUGCCAGUAUGCCUUUGACCUGAAGUAUGACAAUGUGUGUGUCAACCCCUACCAUUAUGAGAGGGUAGUGUCUCCAGGCAUCGUUGGUCUCAGCCUUCAAAACACAGCUGCACCAGUCGGCCUCAUCAAAGAGGAAUACAUCCAUGACUGUAUACAGAUAGACCUUCCACCUGGCAUGCCUCUGUCUGACCAUCAAACAGCCCUGAAGCUGCCUCCUCCAGACCACUAUGGUCAACCCCUGCCUCCCCAACAGCUGUCGUCUGAGCCCCAUGGACCCCCACCUGUCAGCAGAUACACUAACCUGCCUGUUUCACCCAAAGUGACCUGCUCUGGUUCCAUGCUGCCACUACAGGGCGGCCACAGUGAUGGCCGUCUCCAAACUGCAUCCCCACAGGCUCAAGUCAUGACCCCAGCACCACGACCUCCGACUCCUACCCAACCCCUACCUCAGCAGCAGGCUGCCCAGCAACCCUCACAGCCCCCCCAUUCCCAACAACCCUCCCUACCUACUUCUCACUCACAUGGAAAGAACGGAUACAGCAGCAAUAAACACUCUCAGAGCCAGGCUGUCUUCCACACAGUUUGGACAGGCAGCAGCACAGCCUCCUACACUCCCAUAGGACCUCCGCAGAAUGGGCGUAAUCUCCAACAACCUCCCCUCCAUCACCCAAACCAUCACUGGUCUCAGCAUCACGCCUCAAACUCUUUCCCUCCUUCUGUGGCCAAUCAUCCAGCAGGACCAGAGUUUUGGUGCUCUAUCUCCUACUUUGAAAUGGACGUUCAGGUGGGAGAGAUGUUUAAGGUGCCCUCCAGCUGCCCUGUUGUGACUGUGGAUGGUUAUGUUGACCCGUCGGGAGGCGAUCGCUUCUGCCUCGGCCAGCUGAGUAAUGUUCACCGCACAGAUGCCAGUGAGAGAGCUAGGUUACACAUAGGUAAAGGCGUGCAGCUGGAGUGUCGUGGUGAGGGCGAUGUGUGGAUGCGCUGUAUGAGCGACCACGCUGUGUUUGUGCAGAGCUACUACCUCGACAGAGAGGCAGGCCGAGCACCAGGUGAUGCGGUGCACAAAAUCUACCCUGGAGCCUAUAUCAAGGUGUUUGACCUGCGACAGUGCCACAGACAGAUGCAGCAGCAGGCAGCAACGGCUCAGGCUGCAGCUGCUGCACAGGCAGCUGCUGUGGCUGGAAACAUUCCUGGUCCAGGCAGUGUUGGAGGCAUUGCACCUGCAGUUAGUCUGUCUGCAGCAGCGGGGAUCGGUGUGGACGAUCUCAGGCGACUGUGUAUCCUGCGACUCAGCUUUGUGAAAGGCUGGGGGCCUGACUACCCUCGCCAGAGCAUCAAACACACCCCCUGCUGGGUGGAAGUCCACCUGCACCGUGCUCUGCAACUUCUGGAUGAGGUGUUGCACACUAUGCCAUUGGCAGACCCAGGGCCUGCUAACUAAAGACCAAGACAGCGUUCAAAUUCCAAUCAGGAUUCUCUGAAUGUGCGCACACAGACACACUAUUGGAUUCUUUUCUUCAGGCCAAAUAUGCUAUAUGUCUUGAUACACACAAGUUAUUUAAUCAGAAACACACAGAAGACAAAAAUGACCAACAACGCAUUAUGCUUGUAACAAUCAAUGCACACAUCAUUCAUGCUGUCUCACAGACAUACACACACAUGCACAAACACACUGAAACCAAAUGGUCUGUAGCUGCAACACAGGCAUACAAGUGGUGAUAUCUUUGGGAUUUUUCUAAUGCUUUACUCUACAAUCUAAAGUCAAGUGCAAAUUAGUUAGAUCUGUGAAGGUUAAGAUUUUGAGUUUGUCUUCUGACCAGUGUGUCUCUGUACUGAAGACAGUGCACUGUACAAAUGCAGGGAUGCGUUUCAGAAAUCCAGUUUUCCAAUAUGCAUUUUGGAUUUCUACUCAUUGUAGGAGUGUUCUGCACAUGCACUCAUGGAAUAGAUAAACAUGUAGAAAUGAUGUAUUCCAGGAGGCGUCAACUCUCCAGGACAGAUAAAUGCAUACCUCUGCAAAAGAAAAAGUCUAAGUGAUCCAAACAGUGUUUCAAUUCUCUUCAUGUCUUACCAACAGCAGAAGUGAUCUAGAAGUAUGUGUUAGGAAGCCAGUGUUAAGUCAACUGUGUGCUUGUACUGCGCUCUUCACUAUGUCCAUCUCAACUCAAACUGUUAGCCCUCUUAUUAUGCUCAGCUCGGACUAUAUUAUUUUUGUACCAAAAGUCUAAAAAGCCAAAAAUAUUUAGCUUUAAAGUAGUGUUGUUGUUUUCCAGUGCUACCCUGUAUGUAACCAAAUGCUUGGUGGAAAUCACCAAAGCCAGAAUACCUCAUUACUACAGUGCAAAGUCACAGUUCAGUUUUCCACUUUGUUCAACAUUGACAGACUGAGCUCAGGUCUGCAGUCAGUCUGAGAGGGUAUGUGAUGUCAGACACUGACUGUAAUUUGUGAAUAGGUAACUCUAAAGAUUUACAGCGGAGUGGACUUGUCAAAGAAGUUUCUGGGUACUUCUGGUACAGACUCGAGCCUGUGCAUGUGACACCAGUGCCUUUCUGUUCUCUGGUCUGAUCUGUUUGGAUCAUCUCCUGCAGACAUGUCACUAGCAGUUCAUCUUAAAAGGGAAUUCCACUAUUUUUCAACCUAGGCCCUUUGUUGAUAAAUGUGGGUGUGUAAAUGAAUGGUACUUAAAAAUAAAAUUGGAAAUCAGUCCAAGUAGUUUGCCUCCACCGGCAGCCACAACGUGACAUUGGCUACAAUCUAAACUUAUGGUGCAACUGCGACAGUCCAUCAAUUUUCACCAAUAAAAUGCUCAAAUUGUUGAGUCUAGCAACAUUACACUGCAGCUUGACCCUUAGCAAAUACCCAGAAGUAAUGAGAUUAAAUGACAACUCCAGUUAAAUUUCAUGAGGUGAUGUACACUUCGAAGGGCACAUUGACUCUCCUGUGGUAGACACCAGACCUGAUAGUUUAAUCAAUGUCAAAAAAUCUCAUUUAAACUCAAAUCCAUACUGUACCACAGUGGCAACAUGGACUGUUGAUCUACAUCCAGAGGUGAAGAAAUGAUUGGUGAGAUGACUCAUGUAGUUUGGAUCUGUCAGGAAACUGAGACAUUAAUCAUCCAAUGCCGCUGCAUUGCAAGGACCAGCCAUUAACACAUGCAUAUUUGUGAUUUGUGCCUUUUGUUGUCGUAGAUGCACCAACACUGGAUUGUAAGAAGAUUGAUGUUGCACAUUGUGAUUUGGUUUUCAGCUGUUCAGAAUCUAUGAUGAUAUUCUGUAGUCCCCUCAGGUAUCUGUAGCUCAUCAAACUGGUUUUACCUGAGUAGUUUUGUUUAUUGCCUUAGUCUUUAGUGAGUGUAGAGAUAUGAUAUGGCUCUAUCUUAAUCUUAGCAUGAACGCCACAACUAGAUGUCAUAUUUAUCUGCUCUCCUCUGCCCAUAUUCAGGGAUAAUGGUCAAGCAGGCUUGCUCACAUAAGGAGCAAAUUUACCACCAUCAUCAUCGUCAUCAUCAUUGUCCUGGUCUCUCUAUAAUCAAUUCAUCCGUUCUGUUUGUGCAUCACAUUUGAUUUGAAUGACCAACGUUAGCAACUUUAUCACACCACUGCAGAUUUUAAUUCUCUUUAUGAACAUGACCUGGUAUGAACAUCCACCCUGAGUGAUCUGAUCAGUGGUCAGCCCUAAAUACAUGUUUGAAUGCACCCAAAUGCUUCCUCAAUGGGUCCUGAGAUCCAAUCAGUCAGACCACAUUCAGGGGCUUUUAUUGCUGUAUGAACACAAAUGUGUUCAAGGCCACAUAUGAAGGACCGCCUACUCAGCGGAUGUCCUCUGACCCACUACAGUUUUACCAUGAAUUUGAUUGUAUUUUUAUGCUUCUCAGAGCUCAUACAUUGAUAUGUGUUUUUGGCCACCGCCACAAUAUGAACACUGAUUACCAUGAAAUGAGUUAUGUUUUUUUUCUCAACUAGGAAAAAUCUAAGUAGAUAUAUGCACUGCAUCAAUUCGUUCAGCCCCUCCCAACUCUCUCUCAUCAUCAUCAUCAGACAAAUCUGUAUACUCAGACAGGGUUAAAUCAUUAUUUAUAGGAUGCAUUUUAAUGCCAGGUGUGAACAGACAAACUGUAAAUGUGUGAUUGGAUCCGGCCUAAACUGAAUUAGCAGUUUUAAGAGAUGGAGUUGCAAAUCCCAGCUUUUUGUAGGAGAGCUCCUCUGCUUUUUCCCUGUGAGCUGCAGGACUGAUCGUGCUGCUGUCUCAGGUCUCAGGGAAAUAGGAAAGGCUUAAUGAGACCCACACGUACACGUAGUCAUAGAUUAUUGGGCACGUCAUUCUACAUAUAGGUUGGAUUAUUUGCUUGCCUGUAAACAAAGGUCCCAUUUUUGCAUAUUCAGCUGAGCUGUUGUGCACUGACUGAAGACUAGAUUACAUUAGCAACAAAUAACAAAUAAUUAUGUUUUAACCGAACACUUUGUGUAGACCACACAAAAGGUUCUACUCACAUGAGAUAUUUAUUGUCCUGUCUGUGGUUUGCUUCCUGCUCCCCACCAAGCAGGAUUGCAUGUGUUUCUGCAGGGGAGGGUUUCCCUUUAGGUCUUUACACACCUUACACUGGUCUUUUUAUGCGAUUAAUUCUCACCUCUCAUUUUUUCCUCUCAAAAAAGUACCCUUUUCCCUUUAGUCUUUGCAUCGUGAUUAAUAAUAAAGGACAUGAACCAAACUGUUCAAGUAGCAUAGGCUACACAACUACUGACCUCAGACAGCCUGCCAAAGGCUGAUCUGGGUCAGUGGGAUCCUGGUCCUCUGCCUCCUUAGAUAAGGCUCUAAUAUCCUCAGCAGGACCUCAGACAUCCUAAAAUAUUAUCCUGAACUGAGGCUAUGGUCAAGCUUCAGCUCUUGUAUGAAGCAGUAAAGUGGUAAAUCUCAAUUUCCUUCAUGGAGUGAGGAGGAGGACACGAUCUUCAUCAUUGGAUGACUAUGAAGUAUGAGGUUGUGCAAAUCUAUUUUAAACUUAUUUGAAAGAGUUGCACAUUUGCAUCACUGCAAGUAUGAAUAGUUGUGAUGCAAAUCACUUGUAGGGGAGAAUUUAGCAUUUUCUUUAUUCAUCAUAUCCUUGGUGUGUGAAGACCUUUACAAAAACAAAAGCUGGUCCUGGCUUGGGUGCAUUUGGAGCACAUCUGGAAAUGUUCUAGAAGAUGUUUCAAUCAAUCAAUCAAGCAAGUAUUCACAAAUCUCAAUUGGUCUCAUGGUGCUUAACCCUGAGAGUGAGGAAAAACUACCCAAAAAACCAAAGGAAUUUUUAACUCUAGAGUCAAUGACUGACCUUUUCCUUUCAUCAGUCGAUUGAGUUUGCUUAUAGGCAGACAAAUAAAAUAUAGAAGUAAUCAAAAGGUCAGAAAGGCGCCAGUAGGUGAAGCAUUUAUGUGCAGGUUACUGUAGGCUAUUAAUGUCACGUUGGAAUUCACUUAGUCAGGACUAAACUUUAAUGCUCAAGUUCUGAAAGUUACUUGUUUCUCCAGCCUUGUAUGUAAGCACAGUAAUGAUGACUGUAAGAGGGACCACAGCUUUCUUGAUCACAACCUUUAUAUCUGCUCUCAGCAGCUAUGCUCAGUCUACAGCACCACAUCCUCACCCGAGACUGUAGACGCCCUAACCAUUACACAGAGCUUGUCAAUUAAGUGUGAAGUGUAGUGUGUUCGUGCAUCAGUACAGGGGGCUGUUUCUCUCAGUGUUUAUGUCAUGCAUUUGAUUUUCUUGGGAGAAGAUGAAUGUUUAAAACAGAAUGCACAGAGAGCUGCAACAGCUUUAGAAAUCGGUUUGGGUUAAAUAUUCUAAUAUUUAAUUCAUGCAUUUUUUUAUCUCAGUAUAAAUGUUCUGGAAACAUUGUGAAACAUUUCUGGAUUUCAUCCCAAACCAAAACCAAUGAUGAUGCAUUUAUCAUUCCAGACAGUUUUUUAAUGUGAGACGAAUGGAACAACACAUACCAUACCAUUUAAAUGACAUUACAUGGGUUUAUCUGGACACUUAAAGAGGACUGAAAAAUAGGUAGUAAAGAACUGAAUUUGGCUACAUUAGAAUAUUGUUAUUAUUUUGGAGUUAUUUCGUUGUAAACACGUGCUGCUCUUGUAAUGUUGACUGGAUAUUAAAGUAAAAUAUUCAAA